Jaculus jaculus (lesser Egyptian jerboa) is the source of this 6868-nucleotide messenger RNA. It is a transcript of the gene Cntn2, whose product is annotated as contactin 2. The coding region runs from base 147 to 3356 and encodes 1069 amino acids. The record is from RefSeq and is a predicted model, not a curated record. Gene Ontology annotation, molecular function: cell-cell adhesion mediator activity. NCBI's taxonomy places the organism in Eukaryota, Metazoa, Chordata, Mammalia, Rodentia, Dipodidae. The transcript is spliced from 23 exons. Gene Ontology annotation, biological process: cell-cell adhesion; brain development.
ACUUUCUUUGUGCUUCCCCAUUAACUGCACCACUCCGCAGCCCAGUCGGCUCUGGGCUGGGCGGGGAGCUGGCCAGGCAUGAUGGAAGACGAGGGGGCCCCCGGCGCUCGCUCGGGCUCGCUCGCUUGGUCCUUAAAUGACAGCAAAUGAGGUGUCUUAGCCUCCUCGUUGACCUUCCUGGAGCUGGGCUGAGGCUCCCCUCCCGAGUCCUGCCUCUACCUGGGACCAUCACUAUGAGAUCGCCCACCAGGAAGAAGCCAUGUCUGCUGCUGCUACUGACCGCUGUGGUCCUGGUCUCCUCUCCAGGGAGGAGUUCAGCCUGGGGAUCCCCAGCCACCUUUGGGCCUGUCUUUGAAGAACAGCCUGUUGGCCUGCUGUUCCCGGAGGAGUCCACAGAGGAGCAGGUGACACUGGCAUGCCGUGCCAGGGCCAGCCCUCCAGCCACCUAUAGAUGGAAGAUGAAUGGCACUGAGAUGAAGCUGGAACCCGGCUCUCGUCACCAGCUCAUGGGGGGCAACCUAGUCAUCAUGAGCCCCACCAAGGCACAGGAUGCUGGGGUCUACCAGUGCCUAGCCUCAAACCCAGUGGGCACUGUUGUCAGCAGGGAGGCCAUCCUUCGCUUCGGCUUUCUGCAGGAAUUCUCCAAGGAAGAACGAGAUCCCGUGAAAACCCAUGAAGGCUGGGGGGUGAUGCUUCCCUGUAACCCGCCUGCCCACUACCCGGGUUUGUCCUACCGCUGGCUCCUCAAUGAAUUCCCUAACUUCAUCCCAACGGAUGGGCGUCACUUCGUGUCGCAGACCACAGGGAACCUAUACAUUGCCCGGACUAAUGCCUCAGACCUGGGCAACUACUCCUGCCUGGCCACCAGCCACAUGGACUUCUCCACCAAGAGCGUCUUCAGCAAGUUUGCACAGCUCAAUCUGGCUGCCGAAGAUAACCGGCUAUUUGCACCCAGCAUCAAGGCCCGGUUCCCCCCAGAGACCUAUGCACUGGUGGGGCAGCAGGUCACACUGGAGUGUUUCGCCUUUGGGAACCCUGUCCCCAGGAUCAAGUGGCGCAAAGUGGACGGCUCCUUGUCCCCGCAGUGGGCCACUGCAGAGCCCACCCUGCAGAUCCCCAGCGUGAGCUUUGAGGACGAGGGCACCUACGAGUGUGAGGCGGAGAACUCCAAGGGCCGCGACACCGUCCAGGGCCGCAUCAUUGUGCAAGCCCAGCCCGAGUGGCUCAAGGUGAUCUCGGACACAGAAGCUGACAUUGGCUCCAACCUGCGCUGGAGCUGUGCGGCAGCAGGCAAGCCCCGACCCAUGGUGCGCUGGCUAAGGAACGGGGAGCCUCUGGCCUCCCAGAACCGGGUGGAGGUGUUGGCCGGGGACCUUCGGUUCUCCAAGCUGAGCCUGGACGACUCUGGAAUGUACCAGUGUGUGGCUGAGAAUAAGCAUGGCACCAUCUAUGCCAGCGCAGAGCUGGCUGUGCAAGCCCUGGCCCCUGACUUCAGGCAGAACCCUGUGAGGCGUCUGAUCCCUGCGGCCCGUGGGGGAGAGAUCACCAUCCCCUGCCAGCCUCGUGCAGCGCCCAAGGCCACCGUGCUCUGGAGCAAAGGCACUGAGAUUCUGGGCAACAGCAGCAGAGUGACUGUAACUCUAGAUGGCACCUUGAUAAUAAGAAACAUCAGCCGGUCUGACGAAGGCAAAUACACCUGCUUUGCUGAGAAUUUCAUGGGCAAAGCCAACAGUACUGGGGUCCUGUCUGUGCGUGAUGCAACCAAAAUCACUCUAGCUCCCUCAAGUGCUGACAUCAAUGUGGGUGACAACCUGACCCUUCAGUGCCAUGCCUCCCACGAUCCCACCAUGGACCUCACAUUCACUUGGACCCUGGAUGACUUCCCCAUUGACUUCGAUAAGCCUGGGGGUCACUACCGGAGGGUCAGUGUGAAGGAGACCGUUGGGGACCUGACCAUCCUGAACGCCCAGCUUCGCCAUGGAGGGAAGUACACAUGUAAGGCCCAGACGGUGGUGGACGGUGCAUCCAAGGAGGCCACGGUCCUGGUCCGAGGUCCGCCAGGGCCCCCUGGAGGUGUGGUGGUGAGAGAUAUCAGUGACACCACAGUCCAGCUCAGCUGGAGUCGUGGCUUUGACAACCACAGUCCCAUUGCCAAGUACACACUGCAAGCUCGCACUCUACCUGCGGGAAAGUGGAAGCACGUCCGGACCAAUCCCGUGAACAUCGAAGGCAACGCUGAGACUGCCCAGGUGCUGGGCCUCACGCCCUGGAUGGACUAUGAGUUCCGAGUCUCAGCCAGCAACAUCCUGGGCACCGGGGAGCCCAGUGGGCCAUCCAGCAGGAUCCGGACCAAAGAGGCAGCCCCCUCGGUGGCACCAUCAGGACUCAGUGGAGGAGGCGGAGCCCCUGGAGAGCUCAUCGUCAACUGGACUCCCAUGUCACGGGAGUACCAGAACGGAGAUGGCUUUGGCUACCUGCUCUCCUUCCGCAGGCAGGGCAGCACUGAGUGGCAGACCGCUCGGGUGCCUGGCGCCGAUGCCCAGUACUUCGUCUACAGCAAUGACAGCAUCCGUCCCUACACACCCUUUGAGGUCAAGAUCCGAAGCUACAAUCGCCGUGGGGAUGGGCCAGAGAGCCUCACCACGCUCGUGUUCUCUGCGGAGGAAGAACCCAGGGUGGCCCCUGCCAAGGUCUGGGCAAGGGGGAUCUCAUCUUCAGAGAUGAAUGUGAGCUGGGAGCCCGUGCAGCAGGACAUGAAUGGCAUCCUUCUGGGGUAUGAGAUCCGCUACUGGAAAGUCGGGGACAAAGCAGCGGCAGCUGACCGGGUGAGGACGGCAGGACUUGACACCAGUGCCCAGGUCACCGGCUUGCACCCCAACACCAAGUACCAUGUUACUGUGCGGGCCUACAACCGGGCUGGCACAGGGCCAGCCAGUCCUUCUGCCAAUGCAGUGACCAUGAAGGCCCCGCCACGGCGACCUCCUGGCAACAUCUCUUGGACAUUCUCGAGCUCCAGUCUCAGCAUUAAGUGGGACCCUGUGGUUUCUCUCCAAAACGAGUCUACAGUCACAGGCUACAAGAUGCUGUAUCAGAAUGACUUACACUCGACUCCCACGCUCCACCUUACCAGCAAGAACUGGGUAGAAAUCCCAGUGUCUGAAGACAUUGGCUACGCCCUGGUACAGAUUCGGACCACAGGGCCUGGAGGGGAUGGGAUCCCAGCAGAAGUCCACAUCGUGAGAAAUGGAGGCACAAGCAUGAUGGUGGAGAAUGCGGCUGUUUGCUCGGCCCAUCCCAGCCUUGUCCUCUCCUACUGCUCAGUGAUGCUCAUCCUCACAGGCUAUCUGGACCUCUGAUCUUGGCGCUGCCCGCCACACCCGAGCCGGACACCCGCCCUGAUGGACACAGUGGCUGGCCAUAGCCCAUUUCCAAUGUCAAGGAGGCCCAACACUGUGCCCAAGAGUGGUUGGUUUAACACCAACUCUAAAAAGUACCCUUUUUGUAGGAGGUAGGAUAUUUGAUGUUCUGCCACAGGAUAGAACAAUGCAAGGAAUUUUUUUUUCUUUAAAUUGAGAGGCGCUGGGCGGUGACUUCCGUGAUGACACCGAGCCCGAUGCCUGCACCCCUAGGGGUUCUGGAUGAAGGAACAGGCUGGUGGGCACUGUGGCAGUCCUAGGCUCAGAGGGAACACGGGCAGCAGUGGGCUGAAGACAGGACAUCAGCCUCCCCCCACUCAGCGGGGGACCCAGGACCAAGGCUUGUCCUCUCCUUGAGCAGCAGCAUGGCUGGACGUUGUCCGGUCCUCCGCGACUGACAGACCUGCCAGGUCGGGUGGCCAGGAGCCUAGGCCCCUGGGCCACCAGAAGUGGGGGCUCUGAAGGGUUGAGAGGCUGCCACCCCUACAAGAAAGGAUGACACUGCCCUCUCAGCCAACACUGCCAACCCGACACACCCCGGAGUGACAGAGCCACUUCAGGAGGCUGGGUGACUCAAAGGGCUUGUCUUGGGGAGAUGCCUUACCCUCCCCCAACCCCUCCAGAGUGUGGGCAGGAGCCAGCCAGCUGCAAGUCACUGCUCCCUCCAGCCCUGCUGUGGACCUGCGGCGCCUCGGCCUCCCACACCCUCAGGUCCUGGUACUGCAGUCAGUCAUUCCUUGUCCUGAGGGGGGAAAGGCCAGCAUCCGUGUGGCCCUGCCUGCUUCCAGAAAUAUCCUUAGUCACCUGGCCACAGCCGCUCCCUAGACUGCCUCAAACUGUGCUCUUGAUUUCCCCAGAACCAAAGGGGGUUAAUAAAGGGGACGGUCUGCCUUGAGCUUGGGGGUCCAUGACCAGUGACAGACCAGACUGCCAGAGCUGGACAAGGCCUUAGAGCCUGACUUGUCUACACCUGCUGUUCACAGAUGAGAAAAUGGAGGUCCCGAGAGGGCUAGGGACUUCCCAAAGCCGCAGAGCCUGUAAGCGGCAAGGCCGAGCCAAGCGCUGGAGUCUCCACCCACCCACCUGUUGUUCAAGGGGUCCAGGCUGGUGGUGAUCAUAAGAACCAGCAUGGCUGAGCUCAGCUGGAGGUGCAGGCAGAUUCUGGGAGUCAUCUGGGCUUCAUUGCUUUCUGAGCUUGGCUUCUGGUGGGAACUCGGCAUGCAGUACUGGCCAGAAACCUCCUAUCCCCUCCAAGAAAAGGAGCCGAAGCAAGGACAGCGACUCCCCGAGUCCAGGCGCCAGUGGCAGCACAAGCACGGAACCCCAAGGCCUAUGACCUUUGUACCGUGGGAGCUGCAGGACAGGCGCCUGGAAGGGCCCGUGCCCCACUGCUCCUGGAGCCUGUUUUCUGUAGUUUACAGUUGGAGCUCUAUUUUGUUAACGGUUUUUUAAACUCCUAAGUCCUGCUGUAUUUUCCUGGGCAGGUUUACGUUGAUGUUUACACUCAUACACUUUUUUAAAGAUGUAAGCUCACAUGCCUUCUCCCCUGCCAUCUCCACACCCACCGACCUAGCCUCCAGCAAAGGACUGCUUUCCUAGAGCUGAUCAAACCGUCCUUACCUGCUCCAGGCAUCCCACACACAAGGAUGCCAGGGGCUCGACCACGUGACCACUCUCCUUCACAGAGAUGCCCCCAAAGUUGGUCUAGCAUCCCUCCCUAUUCCCUAUUCCUGCUGGCUGAGGUUUGGCCUGUGCCCUGUCCGUCAUACAGGGACACGGAAAGAAACCUUCCAAGGUUUUUCUACUCCUUUCUCACUGCCUUGGGCUGCAACAGGGGUGGCAGGGAGAUGGCGAUCUAGUGGCUGAGCAGGGCGAGCUGGUUUGGCCUGGAACUAGCCAGGGAAGUGAGAGUCUACAGCCCCUAAGUUUGCCUGGCAAACAACUAAUUAUCUUACAUCUAUGGAGGUGCGUGACAGGAAGGCGAACUGCUAAGAGACCCAGGAGAGAAACCCCAGCCACUGUGCAGGCGUAACGUGUCUGGUGGUGGUGGGGUGCGGAGCUGUACUAGAGGUGGGUUCAGGUAGAGCACUGGUUAAGGUACAGGGAGACGGCAGGUGAAUGGGAGACACAUAAGCUUGUAAAUGGAGAAGCCUCCCGCAGGGAUGGCCUGGGCAUGAGUGCACUUGGGCAGACUAGAUACAAUUUCUUCCUGCACAAGCAUCGUCUGACUUUUGUUCAGGCUGGAGGCAGUUGGUGGACUGGCUCCUGCUAUGGUCACCCCUCGCACUGAGUCACAGAGGCUGGCAAUGGGGGAAUGCCACAAAUAAGCAGUUUGGCCACAUGUCAGUGGACAGGAAAUGCCCUGGGGACUAGGGACAGAGACAGCCUGCAAACACCUCUUGAGGGCCUGGAGAGGUGCCCUCCCUCCACACGCAAGGACUCAGCCACACUAGGCUGUUUGCUCCUUGACAUCUGACGGCACCUGCCUCCCAGGGGAGGGCAGCAGACUGUACUGUGCCAGGAGACAGGAUAGAGGCUCUUUUUAAUAAAGUAACAACAGGAAGGAAUGAAGCUGCCAUCAGAAAAAGCCUCUGAAAUGAGCAGGGGGCUUCUUCUGAGGGAUGUUUGAGGAAGGCUGGGUGCUGCUGCAGGGCUGAAGCUGGCUGAACCCCUGACCUGAAGCUACUGUAAGUCCUUCCAGAGCUGAGGUUCUUAGAGUCAAAGUGUCCCACACAGGCGAGUCCUACAGACCCAUCUCCUGCGGUUGCUGCAGCUUAGACAAAGCCAUCAAGGGGGAAGGCGCACCCCAGGAACUGUGCUUACAACCCAGUGCCUUCCCCAGUGGGAACUAUCCCAUGGUGGUUCCAGGAGCCACCCAGCCUAUACCCAGCUCAAUAGCCCAACAUGGUUUAGUGAUGUUUUACUUGACCCUCAACUGUUCCCCAGCAACAGAAACCCUGUUCUCUUCCUAGUGAGACUUGUCCACAGGGUCCUUGCCUGCCAGAGGGCCUUCUGGGAGAGGGUAAGAGGGAUCUUACGGGACUUCUGAAAGCUCAUAGGAAACAGUGCCUGGUAGCUGGAGGGCGCUUCUUGAACUCGUGUAUGUGGUCACAGGUUUUGGGAAAGCAGAGCAUUAAAGGAAAACUGGAAAGGAACAAAACAUCCUUGUCCAGAACUCUAGGCAACCUUAGAAGCCUAAGUCACUUAGUGUCCUUACCGGGGACUCAACUUGCCUUGGCUCAGAUGCCUCCAAUAUAAUGUCUACUUCAGGGCCUGCACAACUCCAAGCUCAAGGCUCUGCAAAUGUGAGGAUUUUAUUGGACCAUUGAUGAUAGUUCUGUUCAAAUACAGUGCCCUCCCCCUCCCCCUGGCCCACUGUUGUACUUGUGAUGGUAGUUAUUUACUGAUUUUGGUAGCAGGCAGCUCUUAAAUAAAGAUGGUUUCUCAACCUG